This is a messenger RNA of Talaromyces rugulosus, 1647 nucleotides long. RefSeq lists its product as uncharacterized. The transcript is spliced from 4 exons. The coding region runs from base 1 to 1647 and encodes 548 amino acids. Gene Ontology annotation, cellular component: cytoplasm. Gene Ontology annotation, molecular function: aldehyde dehydrogenase (NAD+) activity. Gene Ontology annotation, biological process: aldehyde metabolic process. Lineage: Eukaryota; Fungi; Ascomycota; Eurotiomycetes; Eurotiales; Trichocomaceae. The record is from RefSeq and is a predicted model, not a curated record.
AUGGCCUUUGCCUACACGACAGAUGAGGAGGUGGAUAGCGCGUAUAGGACGCUGCGUGCAACCUUCAGCGUCGGCAAAACCAAGUCUAUCGCAUGGCGCAAAUGGCAGUUGAAGCAGCUAUGGUGGCUAGUCACCGACAACAAGGACCGCCUGCUGGACGCGCUGCACGCGGAUCUAAACAAACAUCGCUACGAAUCCUCCUUUACAGAGUACGCGGCCGUCGUAACCGACAUCCUCGAUCAUCUCGAGCACAUCGACGACUGGACUGCACCCAAAAGGCCAGAGGGGGCUUCCUUUUCCACAGCCUAUCUGAUGGGCGCCACCGUGCGGUCAGAGCCUAGAGGCCUGGUGCUCAUAAUCGGCCCCUGGAACUUCCCGAUACACCUCAUGUUACUGCCGCUGGUAGCUGCCGUUACUGCGGGCUGCACCGUUUUGCUGAAGCCAUCGGAACUGGCCACGGCGACACAGGCAUGCCUUGCAGACCUCAUUCCGCAAUACAUGGACACCGAGGCCAUCCGCGUCGUCACUGGCGGUCCAACUGAAACCGAACGGCUGUUGCAGAAACAAUUUGAUCACAUCUUCUUCACCGGCUCUCCAAGUAUUGCGCGCCAUGUCUCAAUCGCCGCAGCCAAGCACCUCACCCCUACCGUACUCGAGCUCGGUGGACAGGGCCCGUCCGUUGUGACAGCUUCAGCCGAUAUCGACUUUGCCGCCAAAAGCAUCGCAGCGACCAAACACAUCAACGCUGGUCAGAUCUGCCUAGCAGUCAACCACGUCCUAGCCCAUCCGAGCAUCGCUGACAAACUCAUCGAACGCAUGCAGUUCCACUUGAAAGAUUUCAGCGUGGACGGAUCUGAAUCAAUGGCCAAGAUAAUCAACAGAAAGAACUUUGACCGCUUGAAGACUGUUAUGGACACCACUAAUGGCAGCAUUGCUUAUGGGGGAGUAACUAAUCACGAUACAUUGGAGAUUCAGCCAACUAUCCUUACCGAUAUUAAACCUAAUGACCCGAGCAUGAAGGAGGAAAUAUUUGGCCCAAUUUGUCCAGUGCUUGUUGCUACAACGGAAGAAGCCAUUCAGUUAAUCAAAAGCAAGCCUCAUCCGUUGGCCAUAUACAUUUUUAGCCAAAACCAAAAGGAAAUUGAUCACAUCAUUUCGUCAACAAUCUCAGGUGGUGUCACUAUCAACGAUACCUUGGUACAUUCAACAGUGCCAGGAGCUCCCUUUGGCGGCGUCGGUGAGUCCGGAUACGGGGCCUACCACGGCGUCUACGGUUUCCAGGCAUUCUCGCACAUGCGCAACAUCGCUCAGCCAGGUGCCAUGCUCCGAGCUUACUUUGGCCUCCGUUUCCCGCCCUAUUCUCGGCAGGAUCCCUCAAAAGUCGAGAUCAAAAAACGACUCGGAUUCAAACGUGGUGAAACUAUAGCCGAUCAAGAAGUUGGCGCUUUACGCGCCCUUUGGAACAACUCUGGUCAACUUUUCCAGUGGACGAUCGUGUUCGCAACUCUCGUUCUAGCGGAUAAGGGAGCCGGGGGAUGGCUUGGUCUGUGGUGGUUAACAGUGCGAGUUGGCCGUUUGGCUAGACCGCUCAUUCUUGCUGUGGAAGUUCUCUUGCGUAGAAACCUACCAGGGCUCGUUUCGUCGUAA